Panonychus citri (citrus red mite) is the source of this 2943-nucleotide messenger RNA. RefSeq names its product probable G-protein coupled receptor 158 (gene smog). The record is from RefSeq and is a predicted model, not a curated record. Gene Ontology annotation, molecular function: G protein-coupled receptor activity. Bases 645 to 2123 code for a protein of 492 amino acids. NCBI's taxonomy places the organism in Eukaryota, Metazoa, Arthropoda, Arachnida, Trombidiformes, Tetranychidae. Gene Ontology annotation, biological process: G protein-coupled receptor signaling pathway. Gene Ontology annotation, cellular component: membrane. The transcript is spliced from 7 exons.
AAACCAGCGACAUCUAUUUUCUUUAGAACGAGUUAAUUUAUUGUUCGUUUACUUCGCCAUCUGUUGGAUUCCAAGACAACUAAUUCGAAUUCUUUUCUUCAUUUUUACUGUUAUAUUUUUGUUCGGUGAUGAGUUUCAUCUUCACCUCUUUUCCCUGAUCAUCUUUAUCUUUUUUUCAUUAUUCUCAAUGUUCACAAUUUAAUUUCCAUCUCUUUCUCCCAGUCUUUCUUUCUCUUCCUCUCUUUCUCUCUUGUGCUUCUCUGAUUUAUUUUUUAUUCUUUUCUCGCAUUUUUCUCUCUCCCAAUGUGUUUAUAUGGAUACACUUACCAGCGAUCUGUUUAUUUGGGUUCCAUUAAACCCUUCGCCAUCUUCAUCUUUAUUAACCUCAUCAUCUUCUUCCAUCAUUAUUAUCCAAAUGAUCUUCAAAAAAAAGCUCAAGGCUUAUCUCUUUUAAUCUGUUAAUUUCUUAAUCACUUUCAUCUUCAUCCAAUUCUAUCAAUUGUUUUUUUCCUCUUCUUCUCUUUUACAAUUGUUUUCACUUCUCCUUUUUCUUACCAAUUCAUAACCUCAUCAUUUCCAGUGCCUAUUAUUUAGUUUGUAUAUUUUUUGGGUUAAUUGUGUGUUUGUGGUAAUUACUUAUUGCCAUGGAUUUAAGUGAAUCUUCAUCUUCUGGUCCUUAUGCCAGUGGAACCUUAUCACCUGAUCCUCAGACUAUUGAAUAUCCUUCUAGGAUUUUACUUCAUCCCUCAUCACCGAUCUCAUCAUUACCAUCACACCCUCUCAUGUCACCUUGUUUAUCGAGUGACUGUUCAAAUUGUACUUCGAGUGCCGAUGAUUCCGGUGAAUCGGCUUGUUUUGUACGCUACAAUAUAUCAUUACGUUCAUUUACCCUUGGAAUUCAUAGUUUUUGUGCUACAAUGACUGUUGUUUUAGCGAUAGUUAUUUUCCGUCUUCGAAGAUCAAAGACAAUUGCCUCUUCAAGAUGGAUUCUAUUGGAAACAACUCUUCUUGGGGCCUUCUUACUUUAUAUUACAGUUAUCAUUCGUUACUAUGAACCAACUCAAAUAACAUGUUUCAUUGAACCCUGGUUUCGUGAGGUGGGUUUCGGUCUGUGCUAUGGGAGUAUAACUAUUAAACUUUACCGGAUUUACGCUGAAUUUCAGACUCGAAAAGCUCAUAGAGUUUGUGUGCGCGAUAAAGAUUUGUUAAAAUAUCUUAUCGGUAUUGUGAUGAUAGUGAUUGGCUACAUGGCUGCUUGGUCGUCACUUGUGAUUGACUCAAUGAAUGGACUUCCCUCCAUGUCAAUUGGACCUCGGGUGGGGUCACUUAUUUUACAAGAAGGACAAACUCCUGAUGGAUUAAGAUAUUUUAUUUGUAAAGAGCUCAGUUGGGAUUAUGUUACAGAAGCAGGGGAAUUUUCAUUUCUAUUAACUGGUGUCUAUAUUACUUAUUGCAUUCGAAAUGCAAAGCCAGAAGUUUAUGGUGAAAAGUGUUCACUGUGUUGCUCUAUUUACAUAGAAAUAAUUGUUUCAACGAUAACUCACAUUCUCAGGCAUAUUGCAUGGGGAAAAAUUCAUCCAGAUUAUCUUUUGCUUCUUCAUGCAAUUAGAUGUCAACUUACAGUAACCUUAAUACUUGCCAUUCUUCUUGGACCAAAGAUAUGGUUCCAUAACCGUCCUUUGGCCAGCUAUCGAAAUCGAUCUCGUUAUUUUUCUACCGCCGAGGGACGUGAUAGAGUCUCUAAAGUAAUGAAACUUCAUGCAGCAAUACUGAGUAAUGGUGAGGUUGAUAUCGGUGAUAUUAAUUUGGCUGACAUGGACCCAGAAGAUAUCAGGUCUGAACUUCGCCGAGUUUAUACCCAAUUACAGAUUCUACGCAAUAAAACCAUGCGAAAAGAUAAUCCGCACAUAUCGAAACGACGAGGAGGUCGUAAAGGUACUCAUAGACGAUUCUCAUUGCAACCAUUUCACCAUAAGCACAAACAUCAUGAACAUGAACACGAAACGACUGAAGUAUCAAGAACUCCUGAAGAAUCAACCGCUUCCGCUGAGGCUCCGAGUUGUAAUCAACCUGAAGGUCCAUUUGUGAUUAAAAUUGAGCCGGAAGCUCACACAGUCUCCUAGCUGAAUAUCAACAUUUCAUAUUAUUGAUAAAUUAGGUUUCACCUUUUUAAUAAGCUGAUUAUUAUCAUCAAAAUGAUCAUAACCUUCCGAUUAUCCUUAAUCUAAAUGAUAAUCUUAGAAAUGAGAACAAAAAAAUAACAUAUAACAUUUGAUGAGUUUAGAAUCAAUUAAUUGAGAAUUAAGAAAACUAUAAAUCAAACUAAUAAUUUACCUGAACAAUUAAAAUAAUAACAGGAUAUUUGCUCGAGCUCAUCUGGUUCAUAUCCUGAUUUGGUUGUUAUUUUGGUAAUCAGAUUAAUCAAUCAUUUGGAUGACAUGGGCAACAUGAUUUUCAUGUAACAUGCUCAUUGCAAUUGAACUUUAACAACUUUGUUGAUCAGCUGAUUAGUUUGGGAGAGAAACAAAUUAAAUCAUUUAGAUUAGAUUGAUUGUUAUUUUUGUAUCUGUUGGUGUUACCAAUGGCACUCGUUGGUCUUUAAAUCAUCGAGUUGAUUGUAAAACCAGUUGACCAUUAUAAUUAUGAUUUCCGAUAAUCUUUUCUACAACAAACUUGUUACCCUGAAAAGUGCCAAGGUCCAAGUUGUCACUAAAGAGUCAGAUUCAGAUUAAUCUCCAUUGGUAUUGCCGAAUGUCCAAAAUCUGACCUUAAUCCAGCACCAAAUUAACGAUUAACAAUAACUGAACAGUUACCUUGUUGGUCCAAAGCGAGUAUGCCACAAAUGACCAGAACGUGAAUCGACAAGUCAUAAUCACUUUUUUUGUCUCAAUUGAAGAUCAUUGUAUUGGUCAAGCAAAUAAAUAAUUGAAUCCAUUUCCUAAA